Messenger RNA from Lotus japonicus, 1253 nucleotides. RefSeq lists its product as uncharacterized. Bases 141 to 1010 code for a protein of 289 amino acids. Lineage: Eukaryota; Viridiplantae; Streptophyta; Magnoliopsida; Fabales; Fabaceae. The record is from RefSeq and is a predicted model, not a curated record. The transcript has 3 exons.
GUUAUUUGUUCUGCGCGAUCCAGAUCUUGAUUAGGGUUUCAUUCUGUAUCGCCGUUGCCGUCAUCGAGAGGAAAGGGUUUCUUCUUUCUUGAAAUCUCUAUCGCGAUUUCGAUUGUUUUGUAUUUCGGACAAUCUCGAAGAUGUCUCGUUGCUUUCCUUUCCCGCCUCCAGGGUAUAUCAGGAACAAUAGCGAUGCCUUGAUCAAUUCGAUUAAGCUCCGUGAGGAGAAGGAGAAGGCCAAGAAAGACAGGAAAGAGAAGAAGAGGGAGAAGAAGGAGAGAAAGAAAGAGAAGAAGGAAAGGAAACUUCAAGAAGCCAGUGUUGCUGCGGAGAAGUUGAAGCUCAUUGCAGAUGGCAAGUUACAAAAGGAUAUUGACAAUGAACUACUUGAAAGGAGUGGGAUAACAGAGGAACAUGACCAACCUGUCUCCUCUCAUCAGGAGCCUUGCUUGUCUGACAGUAGUCAAAGCAGCAAGAGGAAAAGGGAAGCUGAUCAUGGUCCUGCCAUUAAAAUUCGACUUCCACUGAGGAAACAUAGAGAGCCUGAAGAACCCAAAUCAGAAUAUCAAGUGGGGUCUUCUUCAGCACGUGUUGGGAAUGCAGAUUCCUUCACUCAACUUGCUAGUGCAAGUGAUCAUCGGUUACAGUCUAUCAGUAACAAUGAGAAUAAUCAGUUACCUGGAAAUUCUGAUUCCGGGCAUGGUAAAAGAUUGCAAAGUUUGGUUCCUGGUGAUACUCCGGUCUCAAACAUUAUACUUGAUGAUAAAAGUCGAAGGGAGUUUUCUUUGUAUGACUCUUUACUUCAGAUUCCUCAAGUUACGUAUGAUGGCUAUGAUUCAGCAGAUGAAGCCUGGUUAUUCAGGUCUGAACCGACUGAAGCAAAACCCAUAUCGAAGAAAUUGAAGUAUGAUUCAGAAGCUGCCUUACGAUGUUCAAGUUCCAUGUGGCCUCGUGCUCAGCAUUUACCCGAGGUUGGAAUAUAUGCGUUGCCGUACACUGUUCCAUUUUGAUUCUUUUGGAGGAUUGGUAACAAUAGGUCCCUUUCAAUAGGGAGCUGUUUUCUGCACUUGAGAGAACCAGUGCUUCAUUCUUUUGUUCUUUUCAAGAGAAAAACACCAAACAUGUAAUGUAGGCAAAGUUUUGCCUAAUAAUAUUUUUGUCAACAUGGUUGAUGAUGUAACUUUGUCUCCCAUAUCAGAAUACACUGUAGAAUGUACAUAUUAUGACGAUACGUGUUGUUAUUGUUUUGAGAA